This is a messenger RNA of Aspergillus homomorphus CBS 101889, 3615 nucleotides long. RefSeq names its product rRNA-processing protein UTP22. Lineage: Eukaryota; Fungi; Ascomycota; Eurotiomycetes; Eurotiales; Aspergillaceae. The record is from RefSeq and is a predicted model, not a curated record. Gene Ontology annotation, cellular component: UTP-C complex; small-subunit processome; CURI complex. Gene Ontology annotation, biological process: tRNA export from nucleus; rRNA processing. Bases 151 to 3522 code for a protein of 1123 amino acids. The transcript has a single exon.
GAUCAACAUUGAGACCAGCAUGGUACAUACAAGACUGAUCUAGUCGGAUCUGCAGCUUUGUCCAAGGAUUCUCGUUCUUCAAGCAAUAUCAUUUCUUUCACCCACGCGAAAAAUAUCUACCAGAUUUCUGCGGCUGGUGUGCGGUUCGAGAUGUCGUCCCAUUCAGUCAAAAGAAGGCGGUUGAGCCCUUCCACUCACACUGCUUCGCCAAGUGCCCCAUUCCCAGAAAACGUUGAUGCUCCUACAUUGUCCUCGUCUCCCCAAUCACCGCAUGGAAAAAGUUCCGCGAAGGCUACUCGGAACACUGAACAACCUACUACAAGCAGAAACAGACAGGGGACUCACGAUGUCACGGCUGAAUUUGCGCUCGCAAGCGGCGUCUAUAAGUCCAGCUUCUUCAAGUUACAGAUGGACGAGCUAUUGACUGGGCUGCGGCCGAAUUAUGAUAGACAAGUCGCGAGGCUUCAAGAGACACUUCAUCAAUUGAAGAGUAUCAUUGAACAUAUCCCAGAGCGACCAUCUCAAUCGGCAUGGGAAGCAGAGAAAGAGCUGCGUAGCGCACAUGGAAUCACGGUGCCCUUUCCUGAACCCCGGCCCGGCAGGGAUGUGAAGUAUUCUUUCACAUAUGUCAAACCAAUCAAUGUCAAUGUGGUAGGCAGUCUAUCGCUUCAAACAGGGGCUAAGAGCACCGAUCCAUUAAUGGUAGACUUGGCGGUGACCAUGCCCAGCUCUAUCUUCCAGGAGAAGGACUAUGUCAAUUACCGAUACUUCCAUAAACGCGCAUACUAUAUUGCCACUAUUGCCGCUGGCAUCAAGGCAGCUGAUCUCGAUUUGAACGUCAAGUUCGCACUUCAGGAUGGCGACAGUCUUCGGCCUGUCAUCGUUCUUGAGCCGACCGCUUCGACCAAACCUGGACACCUGUCAACCAAACUACGAAUUCGUGUCAUUACAGCCAUUGAGGAUUCUUUAUUCCCAGUGUCACGCACUCUGCCCUCAAGGAAUAAUAUACGUCAAGGCGCAGCAGAUACUCCCACAUCCGAAGGCGCUACUCCGGUCUACAAUGCUUCGCUUCGAUCGGAGGCCGCGGUAGCACUCUAUCACAAAUAUCUUUACUCCAGCAUUCGCAAAUGCGAAUCCUUCAAAGAUGCAUGUAUUCUGGGCCGGACCUGGCUUCGACAGCGCGGAUUUGGAUCGUCAUAUCAAUCGGGUGGGCUCGGUGGCUUUGAGUGGACAGCUCUGAUGUCAUUACUGCUCGAGGGUGGAGGCCCUAAUGGCAAGCCUGUCCUCUUGAAAUCUUACAGCAGCUAUCAGCUAUUCAAGGCGACACUGCAGUUCCUUGCCGGAAGGGACCUAACAAGUCCAUUAGCAAUGUUUGCAACGGACUUGUCAUUCCCUGGCGAAUCUCCUGUUCUGUACGAUGGCAAGCGAGGAUUGAAUAUUCUUUAUAAGAUGACCCCCUGGUCCUAUGCCCUCCUUCGCCGAGAAGCAGACGUCACAGUGAAAAUGCUAAACGAGUCCCGCGAUGACAAUUUCGAAAAAGUAUUCAUCCUCAAGGCCAACGAACCAACGUUGAGAUUUGAUCGACUCAUUGAACUUCCAGCCCCAGCAAGUGGGAACAGUCUUCAAGAUCUAAAGAAAGAAAACAAGAUCUAUGAAGUAUUAGUCAGGGCGCUGGGGGACAGAGCCGGGCUCGUUCAUCUGCGUGGUUGUGCCCCAGAGCCUUGGCAGGUUGACACGAAGCCCAAUCGGAGAACGGGGCAUCAAAGCCUACUUGUGGGGUUGAUGCUUGAUGCAGAGAAUGCUACACGUGUUGUGGAUCAUGGCCCGGCCGCUGAACAGAAAGAAGAAGCCGCAUCGUUUCGAUCUUUUUGGGGAGAGAAGGCUGAGCUAAGGAGAUUCAAAGAUGGCAGUAUCAGGGAGAGCUUGGUCUGGUCAGAUCUUGCGACCGCGCCCUCUAUCAUAUAUCAGAUAUCGACGUAUAUCUUGAAGCGUCAUUUUGGCUACCCCGAUUCCGGAAUCAAGUUUGUUGGUGAUGAAUUUGACCGAACACUUUGCAACAACGGGGAUGGCAUUAUCUUAUACUCCAGCCCCCAUUUCCAAACGAUUCAUGAUGCGUUCAAUUCUCUGCAACGGUCUGUUCAGGAGAUGGAUGAAGUGCCUCUAACAGUUAGGCACCUAGCACCAGCCAGCCCGCUUUUGCGCUAUGCUGCUCUUCGUCUGCAAUGUGAACAUGACGUGCUUUGUGGUCCCGUGGACAUUGUUCUACAAUUCGAAUCCUCGGCUCGCUGGCCGGAUGAUCUUGUGGCCAUUCAAAUGACCAAAAUAGCUUUCCUCGUGAAAAUAGGUGAUUCGUUGCAGUCAUCUGGAGCCGCAUCCGCAUGCAAAGUAGGGCUGGAGAAUGUGUCGAGCAAGAUCCUCAAUCGUGCGUUCCUCGACAUCACGCAUUCUUCCAACGUCCUCUUUCGCCUUAGGAUUCAUCACGACAGAGAGCAAAUGCUCUUGGCGCGCCACAUGAAGGACAAAGGGGUCCCUCUGCCGAUGAAGCAAGAGCUCGCUUACGCUCUAUCUGAAUACAAACGACUGUUUGUUCAAACCCCUCGGCUCACACAGGCAAUUCGUACCUUAUGCACCCGAUUCCCACUUCUUUCGCCAACGAUUCGCCUUGUGAAGUAUUGGUUCAGCUGUCAUCUGCUUACGGAGCAAAUUCGAGAAGAGACCGUGGAAUUGCUGGUUGUUCGAGUCUUCACGCUGCCAUAUCCAUGGGAUACUCCGUCGAGUAUCAUGACUGGAUUUUUAAGGACUCUCCAGCUUCUCGCACGUUGGGAUUGGCAGCAGGAGGCUUUAGUCGUCGACUUCGGAGGUCUAGACAAGAGCACCGUGGAAGGCUUACAGACUCGCUUUACAGCAUGGCGACAAAUUGACCCGGCAAUGAGCACGGUUACCCUCUUUGUGGCUUCUGAUAUAGACCCUGAUGGUGUGACCUGGACUCAGUAUGAAAAGCCCUCUAAGGUUGUGGCGGCCCGCAUGUGCACCUUAGCCAAGGCUGCCAUGACAUUGGUUCGAGAGAAUGGGUGUGAUUGUGAUGUGACAGAACUUUUCCGCACAUCCUUAGCACCUUACGACUUCAUCAUCAGGCUUCGUUCAAAGCUGCUGCAUGAUGUCUCCACAUCAUCAACCACAUUCAAAAUUGCUGAUAGACGGGAGAAGCUUCAGGCCACUGGACAUACUGUUGUCCAGUCCUUCAUUCAGGAUCUGCAGGCGUGUUACAGUCCAAAUAUCCUCUUUUUCCACAGCGAUGAAAAUCCGGGACUUGUUGCAGGGCUCUGGAAUCCUCAAAUUCUCCAGCCUAAAGGCUGGACGUUGAAAAUGGCGUACUCUACUUCUCCCUCAGGCCUGAGAGAUCCAAAAGAGAGCGACGAAGUGAUAAUUAAUCGUCCGGCUAUCUUGAACGAAAUUUCGAGGUUGAGUAAAGUCAUGAUCGACAGCAUUGAACUUCAUGGUAUUGACGAGGAUCUGGUAUAAUCACAUUUCGUGAUCAUGUACAAAGAUUAUUUACAAAUACAGUAGACCUCACAAAGUCAAAAUCAGGCCAGCAGUGGAUCCGAAAAGAAAGAC